GCGCACAUCUCCCUCGCGCAAGUCGGUGAAAGUAACGGAAAAGGGAAUAAACACUGGAAAGAAGCGCCUCGGAAAUAAAGCACCACGCGCUCCAACUUCCAUCUUCCUUUUUUUUUGUUUUGUUUUAUUAUUAUUAUUAUUAUUAUUAUUAUUAUUAUUAUUAUUAUUAGAUCCAAAACACCACUUUCUUUAGAGUUUAAUCACCAAAUACAGCCGCGCGCGCGCACUUCUGAGCGCGAUGUGAGGACCGGGGAUCCCGUUACAGGUGACGCCGUUUCACGGAACUCGAAGGAAACAUGUAAAACACCGCGGCUAGAUCUGCGGGGUUGUUUUGUUUUGUUUUGUUUGUUUGUUUGUUUGUUUGUUUUUGGGGGUGGGGGUUCUCGCACCGAGUUGCAUCCAUGAUUCCGCCAGCCAACAUGACGCAGACCGACAGCGACGGGAACGGGAACGAGAAAGAGAAAGAGCCAGUGACGGAGCAGAGCGAGCCGCCUCAGUCUCCGACCUCCGCGAGCCAGCACGAGUCCAAGCUGCAGAAGCUGAAGCGCUCGCUUUCCUUCAGGACCAAGAGCCUCCGCAGCAAAAGCGCCGACAACUUCUUCCAGCAUCCGAGUCCCGAGGUUAGCAACAGCAACAGCACAGGACAGCUAAGUACCAUCGGGGUGUCUGUCUUGCCCGAGUCCUGUUAUAUCCCACCCCUGACUCCGCCUCCCAUAAUGCCGUCUGGACUCCCCCUGACCAUCUGCUCGCCGUCGCGUGCGCCGCGUCCACCCGACCCCACGGCACACACCUUCCUGGAGCACACGUUCAAGAAGCCGCACUUCUGCGACCUCUGCAACCAUAUGAUUGUAGGCCCCAACGCCAAGCUGGGACUCCGCUGCAAAGCGUGUAAAAUGGGCAUCCAUCACAAGUGUCUGAACAGGGUGGGGCAGCAGAGGUGCAUGGGCAAACUGCCCAAAGGCUUCAGGAGGUACUCCAGCUCCCCGCUGCUGAUCCAGGAGCAGUUUGGCUGCAUUAAAGAGGUCAUGCCUAUCGCGUGCGGCAGUAAGGUGGACCCGGUGUACGAGGCGCUGAGGUUCGGGACGUCCCUCGCUCAGAAGACCAAGAGGGCCAGCGGCUCAGACUCGCCUCCUAGAAACUCAACCAGUGAUCUUGCUGAGGUUCCCGAGGAAGCAGCCCACUGCAGUCAUGCGCAGCUCACCAGGAAACACAGCGACAACGUCUUCACGUCUCUGGAGAACGGAACAGAAACCUUCCACACAGAAGAGAAGAAACCAGAGGACUCACAGACUGAUGAAGAUGAAGAUCUGCCGAAGGACAUCCUGCCACUGAGCACAUACGUGGCUUUGUACAGAUUCACCCCACAAGAAAGUCAGGACCUGGAGCUGAGACCCGGGGAUCGGAUAAUCCUGGCAGACGACUCUAAUGAAGACUGGUGGAAGGGCAUGAUCGAGGACAGGAUAGGUUUUUUCCCAGCAUCCUAUGCGCACCCGGUGAAGGAAGGCGACCGCGUGUUCAGGUGUAGCCGCACGUUCAUCGGCUGUAAGGAGCAGGGCCAGAUCACCAUAAAGGAGGGACAGAUCUGCGUGAGCGGCGAGGACGAGAGAAACGGCUUCAUCCGAGUGGCCAGUGGAAAGAAACAAGGCUUCGUCCCCUGUGACGUUCUGGAGGACGUCUGAACGACAGGAAACGAGAGAUACGAGAAAGACGGAAAGAGAGCGAGAGAUCAACAGGAGAGAAGAUGCGCUUUCGGGAAACAGGAAGUCGAGCUGGGGUUUUUUUUUUUAAAUUUUUUAUUUUUUUUUAAAACACACACACACACACACACACACAAAAAAAAAACCAAACAAGCGAGUUCUGUUUCUUCUCCAUCCCUGUGUGUGUGUGUGUGUGUGUGUGUGAGGACGAGAGGACGGGAAUCGGACGGACGUGGAGACUUCUCGACUUUAAACGUAGGCGCUUAAGGAAAAGAGCGUCGGGUGAUCACACGGCGCUCGGAGCUUUUUUCACGCGAGGCGGAAUCCGGUACGCCGUACGAACCCGACAUCGGUUGGCUCACUCGUAGCUCAGAACCUUCUGGUGAGAAUAAGCGCUCGAAACAUAGUACACCCUGGAUUUUGAACAAACACACGGCCAGAGAAAUAUCAAAUACUGUUCGUACGAUUGUUCUUAUCAACUUCUUUUCUUUAGAAUCCACUUCUCUCUCUCUCUCUCUCUCUUUUUUUUUUUUUUUUUACUUGUUACUGCUAUUAAAAGUUUGUGUCCUCGUGACCUUGGGAUAAGAAAAAGUGCUGCACUCGUGACAGAAAGAUGCUUUUCGCAUAUCACGAAAUUGUCGGGUGAGUUUUUUUUUUUUUUCCGAAACGAGGACGUGACGGCGAACAAAGACGCUUUUUUUUUUUUUUUUUUUUUUUUCCUCGCACUAUGAAAGGAAAAAUCCUCGUUCUCAACCAGAAAAGUGUCGUUUCGUGACAGAAAAGAGUCCGUGGAGGAUUUCUAAAUGACUCUCGUGAGGACUUUUGUGCUCUACACUGCCUGUUAAUUUUACUGUAGAUCAUCAUAAUAAAUGACUUUCAGCUUAGCAACCAAAUCAGCCCUUGGUUUAAUACGCUUGAUAAAAAUCUGACGUUUUUAUGUUCUGCUCUGAAUCCAACAUCAACAAUGAACACAGUGUUGCUAAAACUUUUACCCGUAGGACUUUAUAUAUAUAUAUAUAUAUAUAUAUAUAGUAGCAUUAUUGAUUCUGACAUUAUAACGUACGCUUCUUUGAAGAUAUAAAUCUGCAAGACCUUUUGAGUUUUUGUUGAUUUUUUUUAUUUUUAAUCCACACAAGGAAUUUUUCAUCUAAAAAAAAAAAAAAAAAACAACAAAAAAAUUCGCUAAGAUGAGACCGGCUGAAGAGAUAUACACUCCCGGUCAAAAAAGUCUGUACACCCCUGCUCAUAGAAAGCCUUCAUUUGGAUUAUUUUCUAACUCUCUUCGAACGAACUAUGAAAUUCCUCUGCAGCGAGCAAGAAAAGUUCAAAAAUUCCAAACUAUUUCUCUUUAAUUCUUAACGGUACUCAUGCUAAGAAUUCACGUAUGCACUUCAACUCAGUUCAGUCUUUAUUUGUCUAGCGCUUUUAACAAGGGACGUCGUCACAAUGCAGCUUUACAGGAAUAUAUAUAUCGAUUCUGGAAAUAAAAUGUAACAUUUAGAGAUUCAUCCCGAAUUUCUCCACGUUCCAGUUCUACCUCCUGAACGAUCCAGAUAAAACGGAGCUCCUCACUGCGUAUAGUGUUUACUUUUAAAAUGUAACGUCAGGCAAAAACGACGUCUUUUAAUGGAAACAUGAUUGUAAUGCAUUAACCUCCCUGCUUACUUUCUGUCUUAGAAAGGAAUUUUAGUCAUAGACAUUUUUCAACAUGUUUUUAAAGAUGAAUUAGUUUGUUUUUUUUGGGUUUUUUUUAAUUAUUAUUCGUCUUACUAGAAAAAUAAGCUGGAAAAAAUGUCGAAAAUGAAUUAAAACCUUUGUUUUUAAUUUUGUAAUUUUUAGACAUUUUUUGUGUUUACUACUCGGGACUCCUGUCAAUCAUUUUAUAGACACACCCCAAACUGUGCUUCACUCCACCCUCGGGUCGGUCUGCUUGGGAAGGAAAACAUGCCGGAAUCCGGUGUAGACUUAACAUAUGCAGACACUUUUACUAGGAGGAAGAAAACAUGUCAUGCUUUCAAAAAAAGAAGAAAAAAAAAAAAGGUAAAACCAGAAUAUACAUUGGUGUUGCUUUCCCAAGAUGGAGAAAAAUGACUGGCUGUGGGGUGACGUUUGCCGUGGAAUUAACGACGUCGCUCCUGGACAGGUACGUAAACAUAAUCUGUAUAAAACGUUGAAUUGUUUGAAUGACAGCUAUAGGGAGGACAACCGGUGAACCGCCGACUGGCUCAUGUGUGCACAAGGCUCGUUGACGUGUGUGAGGAGCGAAGGCUGGCCCGUCUGGUCCGAUCCCACAGAUGAGCCCAAAUUGCUGAAAGAGUUCAUGCUGGGUAGGAUAAAGCUUGCUCUGUAUGGAGCUGCGUAGCCGCAGACGGGUCAGAGCGCCCAUGCUGACUCCUCUCCACUAUUGAAAGCACCUACAAUGGGCACGUGAUCAUCAGAACUGGACCAUGGAGCAGUGGAAGACGGUGACCUGGUCUGAUGAAUCACGUUUUCUUUUGCGUCGUGUGGACGGUCGGGUGCGUGUGCGUCGCUUACCUGGGGAAGGAGAUGGCUCCAGAAUGCACUAUGGGAAGAACGUGUUCUGCUCUGGGCGAUGUUCUGCUGGGAGACCUUGGGAUCUGGUAUUCAUGUGGAUGUCACUUGGACACGUACCACCUACCUAAACAUCGUUGCAGAUCAAGUACACCCCUUCGUCCUCUUUCAGCAGGAUUAUGCGCCCUGUAAACCUGCAAAAAUCGUUCAGGGACGGUUUGAGGAACAUGACGAAGAGUUCAAGGUGUUGACUUGUUGUCGAUCUCAAUCCGAUCCAGUAUCUGUAGGAUGUGCUAGACAGACAAGUCUGAUCCAUGGAGGCCCCACGUCACAACUUACAGAACUUACAGGAUCUGCUGCUAACGUCUUGGUGCCAGAUACCACAGCACACCUUCUGAGGACUUGUGGAGAAUUCUGUGUACUGCGAUUGUCCAAUGGUGCCACAGAUUCUCAAUGGGAUUGAGAUUAGGACUGCAAGACAUGAGCCACUCCAAUGUUGCUUUGACCUUGUGCUUGAGAUCA
This is a messenger RNA of Ictalurus furcatus (blue catfish), 4751 nucleotides long. RefSeq names its product SH3 and cysteine rich domain (gene stac). Gene Ontology annotation, biological process: positive regulation of protein localization to plasma membrane; positive regulation of voltage-gated calcium channel activity; skeletal muscle contraction. Bases 402 to 1679 code for a protein of 425 amino acids. Gene Ontology annotation, molecular function: transmembrane transporter binding. The record is from RefSeq and is a predicted model, not a curated record. The transcript is spliced from 11 exons. Gene Ontology annotation, cellular component: extrinsic component of cytoplasmic side of plasma membrane. Lineage: Eukaryota; Metazoa; Chordata; Actinopteri; Siluriformes; Ictaluridae.